Prorocentrum cordatum is the source of this 369-nucleotide messenger RNA. Lineage: Eukaryota; Dinophyceae; Prorocentrales; Prorocentraceae. The record is from the annotation of a GenBank genome assembly.
AUGAUUCCCGACGGGUCUGAGCGGGGCGACCCGAGCACUCAGCACCCAGAGCAAGCAACUGCUGACCCCCGAACAUCCCGCAGGACGCACAGAGACAGGCCCCAGGGUCCUGGUGCAGAGGCCUACACCUUCCAAGAAGCCGCGCAGUGCCCAGACUUCACGCAAUCGGUGCACGGAGAGAAGGCGUGCAGCGAGCUGCGCGACCGAGCCCGCGGCUGCUGGAAAAGCCCAGCCGCGGCAGACGCGGCCGCGCCACCGGGGAACAGCAAGGGAGCACACCGUGCGGCGCUGCCGGCCUGCGGGAGUCCUCACCGCAGCACUGGCAUUUCUCCUUAUCCUGCCGAAGAGACCCUCGGCAACAACGCCUAG